Molecule: messenger RNA, 909 nt
Organism: Solanum tuberosum (potato)
Lineage: Eukaryota; Viridiplantae; Streptophyta; Magnoliopsida; Solanales; Solanaceae
Product: feruloyl CoA ortho-hydroxylase 1-like
Exons: 3
Coding region: 1-909 (302 amino acids)
Source: RefSeq, a predicted model, not a curated record
AUGCCUCCCCGUAGAGCUAACACUAGGAAUGCGAAUGCCAGGAAUGCUAACACAUUUCCUCUAGUCCCAGAUCAGGUAGUUUCCAAUGCAGAGUUUCAAAACACUAUUCAACCUUUCGCUCAAAGUAUGAAUAUUCAGAACAAUCAGCAGGUUGAGGGAGAUAAGCUUAGGGAAAUUGCUAAGAUCAUGAGCAAUGAUCGAUACAAGAGUAUCGAGCAUUGUGUAGCAGUUGAUUCGAGCAGGGAUCGAAUAUCCCUACCGCUAUUUGUGAACGCUAGCCUUGACAAUGUCAUUGGUCCAUUUCCACAAAUGCUGAAAGAUGGAGAAAAACCAGUGUACCAAGUCGUGGAGUACCAAAAGUGUGCUAAACCACUUGCUAAAAAAUUGUUAGAGGUGCUAUUGAAGGGUCUCAAUGUCAAUGAAAUUAAUGAAUCCUUAGAACCUCUCUUGAUGGGAACUAUGAAUAUCAACAUAAACUAUUAUCCACCAUGCCCAAAUCCAAGUAUCACCAUAGCGGCUCGCCGACACUGCGACGUGUCCUGCAUCACUCUACUCUUCCAAGAUGAAACGGGGGGCUUAUAUUUCCGAGGGACUAAAGGAGAUAAUUGGAUCGACACAAAUCCAAUCAAAGGUGGCUUAGCAGUUAACAUAAGUAACCUGUUGCAGAUCAUGAUCAAUAAUCAAUACAAGAGUAUCGAGCAGUGUGUAGAAGUUGAUUCGAGCAGGGCUCGAAUAUAUGUACCUCUAUUUGUGAACGCUAGCCUUCACAGUGUCAUUGGUCCAUUUCCAGAAAUGCUGAAAGAUGGAGAAAAAUCAGUGUACAAAAAUGUCUUGCAUUCUGAUUAUUGGGAUUAUUUCUACUGUAAGAGGCCUUCUUGUAUAACAUCACUAGAUUUUGUUAAAAUUUGA